Messenger RNA from Ilex paraguariensis (yerba mate), 1524 nucleotides. Lineage: Eukaryota; Viridiplantae; Streptophyta; Magnoliopsida; Aquifoliales; Aquifoliaceae. The record is from the annotation of a GenBank genome assembly.
AUGAAUGCAAUUUUGCGGUUAUUUAGUGAAUCUGCUCAAAGCAUUGGUGCAUUAAAGUCUGAUUUGGAUGAGGCAAAGAAACUUCUUGGCGCCCAUAACAAGCAGUUGCAUCAAUUAUGGUAUCGGUCGGUUACAUUGCGUCACAUAAUCGCCUUGUUAGAUCAAAUUGAAGGCAUAGCUAAGGUUCCAGCUCGGAUUGAGAAGUUUGUUACUGAAAAGCAGUUUUAUGCUGCGGUGCAAUUACAUGUUCAAUCGACACUCAUGCUUGAGAGAGAGGGCCUUCAAACGGUUGGUGCUCUUCAAGAUGUCCGAUCUGAGUUGACAAAGUUGCGUGGAGUUCUCUUUUAUAAAGUCUUGGAGGAUUUGCAUGCCCAUCUUUACAACAAGGGUGAAUACAUCCCAGCCACCUCAGGUAUUAAUGAACGGGAUGAUGAAGUGCCGACUACCACUGCUGUUUCAUUUUCAAUGAGUAAUUCACAACCCCUCUCUCGCAGAACCAGGCUACUGAAAGGUGACAGUCAGUCUGGUGCAUAUGGACUUGGAGAUGGAUCUUACAGGCCUAGUUCUGUGGAUGGAGGUUCCUCGUUCGAUGGCCAUGAUGAGGACAGUGCCUUGGAUUUAUAUGAAGAUGCUACAUCAGAUGGGUAUACUGCCCCAAUAAGGGUCAAUGGUGGUGUCUCUCGUCAAAUUCCCAUAUGGCUUUCAUAUUCCACCCCUGAUGAAUUUGUUGAAGCAAUGAGAAAGAGUGAUGCUCCCCUACAUGUGAAGUAUUUGCAGACCAUGGUUGAGUGCCUCUGCAUGCUUGGCAAAGUUGCAGCUGCUGGUGCUAUAAUAUGCCAAAGAUUGCGACCUACAAUUCAUGAGAUAAUCACUACCAAGAUUAAAGCUCAUGCGGAACAUUUUAAUAGUUCAAUGCCUGGCAUUGACCAUGGUGCUCGAACAGUGACCACUGGUCUACACUAUUUAAAAGGACAAUUGGAGAGGUACCAAUUUCCGAAACAGAAACAUCAGAAUGGGAUAUCUCUGGCUGGAACGGUUCUGGCAGUGAGUCCUGUCUCACCUGUGAUGGCUCCCACGGGAAAGGCGCAGGCUGCAGCAAAGGAACUGCUUGAUUCAAUUUUGGACACUAUUGUUCGAAUAUUUGAGAACCAUGUUAUUGUCGGAGAGCUUCUCGAAUCAAAAUCUUCACAACAAAUUGACUUGAAUACACCAAAGUCAGUGGCAGCAGAUAUAAACUGGAACCCUGAUUCGGAGGCAUCUCAUGAUACUGGAGGUUACAGCAUUAGUUUUUCCUUGACAGUUUUGCAGAGUGAAUGCCAACAAGUCAUAUGUGAGGUUCUACGAGCAACUCCCGAAGCUGCAUCUGCCGAUGCUGCAGUACAAACAGCUAGACUUGCAAGCAAGGGCCCUUCUAAAGAAAAGAGGCAAGUAACCAAAUUUAGUUUUUAUGUGUUCACUGCAUUCUUUAGUCUGCUUUUAUUGUUUGUUGGGGUCUCUAGAUUUUCUCUUCCAUUUAAGCUUUAG